AUGUGCCUCAACAUAGGGGUUCUCAAACUCUAUGGCUAUCCUCAGAGACAGAAUGUGUUGAAGGAUUCAAAGGAGAAACAUAUCAAGAAGACUUGGAAACCCAAAGACCAAGUGACAUGCCUCAUAGCUCACACAUCUUUUAGAGCCUCAUCAAGUGAAGACUGGUACUUUGAUAGUGGUUGUUCAAGACAUAUGACUGGAAACAAGGAAUAUCUUGAAAAUAUCAAAGGAUACGCCAGCAAUUUUGUCACCUUUGGAGAUGGAGCAAAAGGAAAGAUCAAGGGAAUAGGAAAACUGGUAAAUCCUGGAUCCCCAGAUUUGGAUGAUGUGUUGCUUGUUAAAGGACUGACUGCCAAUCUUAUCAGCAUAAGUCAACUCUGUGAUCAAGGUCUUGAUGUGUUAUUCAGUAAGGCAGUAUGUGUUGUAACAACAAAUGAUCAUAAAGUAAUGAUGCAAGGAAUCAGAUCCAAAGACAACUGCUACAUGUGGGUCUCACCAGAAAAGGCACAAGUCUCUAGAUGCUUGAUAUCAAAAGAUGAUGAGCUGAAUCUAUGGCACCAGAGAUUGGGUCAUAUCAAUCUUAAGAGCAUGCAGAAGAUCAUUUCUGAAGAAGCCAUUCGUGGUUUACCAAAGUUAAAAAUUGGUGAGUGA
Messenger RNA from Lotus japonicus, 651 nucleotides. RefSeq lists its product as uncharacterized. The record is from RefSeq and is a predicted model, not a curated record. Lineage: Eukaryota; Viridiplantae; Streptophyta; Magnoliopsida; Fabales; Fabaceae. The transcript has a single exon. Bases 1 to 651 code for a protein of 216 amino acids.